Messenger RNA from Micromonas pusilla CCMP1545, 1697 nucleotides. RefSeq lists its product as uncharacterized. NCBI's taxonomy places the organism in Eukaryota, Viridiplantae, Chlorophyta, Mamiellophyceae, Mamiellales, Mamiellaceae. The record is from RefSeq and is a predicted model, not a curated record. The coding region runs from base 375 to 1697 and encodes 440 amino acids. The transcript has a single exon.
CAGUUACAAUAUAUUUAAUAAUAAUAAUUAGCUAUCUAUCUAUCUAGCUAGGGAUGCACAAGUUGCUGCAUAUCAACUUGCUUAUUAUUACCUUCGUACGAAGGUAAUAUAUCAUAAUAUAAAGCGUUACAUACAUACAGUACGUGUUAUAAAAGCGUGCCUUAUUUUUCACACCAUAGUACGUGUACAUGUCGUGUACACGUGUACGAAGGUACACGUGUACUGUACACGUACGUGUACAGCUGUACGUGUACGUGUACACGUAGCGUUUAUUUGUGCAUUCGUUUAUUUUUUCCCCAACUUGAGCAGAAUAUUAUUCUUCUUACUUUACCCUUGUUGCGUACUGACAUGGGGGCCGUCUUUGACCAUGUGUGAUGCAGUCCAUUCGUCGAAUGCCUUUCGCUCGCAGUCGCUGGCCUUCGGCGUUCGUUGGCGUUUCAAUGGCUUUCAUUUGUUGCUUUGCCUUGGUUGAUAAGAAUACUUCGGUAGCCUCUCAAGGGAGCUCGGUCGACGACUUGUUCGGCCGUUGUGUUGCUCACAUGGAAGACGCGUGCGUCAAAGAAGACGUCAUUUAUCUAUCUCCAGGUCAAAAUCACGGUAUCGUCACUCAAAAUGCGAAACGGAAGCGAAAUGCGGUGUUCCGGAGGGGUGGAUCGAACACUCCGUUCGGCGACUCGAUGUCGAACCUUCUGCACUGGAGAGGACCGUUCCGUGAAUUCGUGGUUCUCGAGCGAGCUAAUUUUACCACCCUGCGACGACACCUCCCAACGGUUCGCGGACGAACGCUGUACCGUUAUUACAAAACGACAAGCGGCGAGAAUGGAAUCGAUGACACUCCACUGGAAUCAUCAACUUCUCAACAGCCUCUCAACGCGGCACACGCGUUGUGGGAUACGACAUGGCUCGAGCUCCUCGUUGCGACUUUCUAUUUUGAUUCGAUCGUAAAUCUGCAUCAUAGCGACGACUUUAACGACGACGACCCCGUCCACGGCCUGAUCAGAAUCAUAUUAAACGCGGUGCUUCCAAAAGGCUUGAACGAGAAGAAACACGCCGAAGGCUGUUUUGAUGAACUAUUUGUCGUCGUCUCCUCGUGCGAUAGACAUCUAGACGCCCUUCCCUCGACUAUCGCUGCGUCUGUACUCGCGCGCGCGCGUGAGAACGUACACGCGGAGGUCUCUCGCUCUUUUCAAAACGACUACAGGUGGAACACCUCUGUGUUGCUGUACGGCCGGCUCGACACAAAACAGCGAAAAAUGGUCAACGUCGUCGACGUGCACCGCGAACUUGUGUCGGCGUCCAGCUUUCUGGACGUCACCUUAUGGGACGAACGCGUGUUGACCGCGAUGCCGUCGCCGAUGGAGCAGUUCAGAUCGAUAUUGAACUCCAAAUACGUCAUCACCCCGCAUGGCGCGUUCACUUGCUUCUGGUGGCCGUGGUUGCGGAAAGACGCAACGCUUCACGAGAUCAUGGGUCCGUGCCCGAAACUUCACAGCGACCGUUUCGGGAGAACUUACGUGAACGACGAAGUUGCAUCUUUGCUUGGCAUACGACACUUGUAUCGAGGAGAGCACAACUUGUGGAGUCGAAAAGUGCCGAGAGAAGGUACGAACGUGCUGAGUUGCGAAUCGCACUACACAGAUCCGGACUUUUGGACUUCGCCAAAGGCGUUGUCCGAGGCGGUGCUGAAUAGUUUUUAG